This is a messenger RNA of Lepisosteus oculatus (spotted gar), 1507 nucleotides long. RefSeq names its product glycine N-acyltransferase-like protein 3. Gene Ontology annotation, cellular component: mitochondrion. NCBI's taxonomy places the organism in Eukaryota, Metazoa, Chordata, Actinopteri, Semionotiformes, Lepisosteidae. The record is from RefSeq and is a predicted model, not a curated record. Gene Ontology annotation, molecular function: glycine N-acyltransferase activity.
UUUCGUGCUAGGUAGUCGCUAUUACACUUUAUGUGUUUCUGUAUAGACCACAAAGUUAUUUUAUUCAUUUCAUUGUGGGAUUUAAUAAAAAUAUAUUGUUUAAUACUGUCACAAAAUAAGGAAAAUGUACACUUAAUGACGCAAAGACACUUUUAGAUACACAGCAACCUGACAUGACAACGCGGCAGGAAGAAGUAGGACGAUGAAGGUUUUAAACUCAGAAGAACUGGGGACAGUGGAGACAGCUCUGGAGUCGUACUUUCCUCAGAGUCUGAAGGUGUACGGAUACAUCUUCGCCAUUAACAGAAAUAAACCCCACACUCUGGAUGUCCUGGUGGAUUCCUGGCCGGAUUUCAAAACCGUCAUUUGCCGACCAGACUCGAAGAAUGAGAGGUCGGCUGAUUUCCUGAACAAGGUCACAGUUUUCAGCAAGGAGGCUGAGGGCCUCAGGAGUGUCCUGGCUGAGCACAGCGCUGUAGACUGGAGCGCUUGUUUCAUGGUAGGAGGACUAGAUGUCAACUAUGCCACCGUACUGAAGGAGGCUGCUGCCUACAGGGGCAUCAGAAUUAAACUCCUCACUGUCGAGCAUUUAAUGAGAUUGCAGGACCCAAGUCACCUGCCUGACCUCAAGAUUGACAGCGACAUGGCGGCCAGAAUUUCCUCUCUGAACGAGUCUCAUGUGGGCCUAGUGAACCAGGCCUGGAAGUUUGGAGGUGGCGAGCAGAGCUUUCGGCUCAUUAACAAAAUGAUAUCCUGCUUCCCUUCAUGCUGCAUCACAGAUGACGGUGGGAGCCCAAUCUCCUGGGUGCUUCUGUACGAUUACUGCGCGCUGGGAAUGUUGUACACUGCGCCGGAACACCGCGGGAAGGGCUAUGCCAAAAUUCUGGUCAGCACCAUUGCCAGAAGGCUGCAUGCCCAGGGCUACCCAGUCUACUGCUUCAUUGAAGAAGAGAACGAGCUAUCUUACAGGCUGUUCAAAGGCCUGGGCUUCACGGAGGCCCCUGACUACAGAACCUCUUGGUAUGAGCUGAAUUAUUAACAAGGUGUUGUGGUCCAUGUGAUACAAAGACAAAUCCAUUUGCUGGAACUCUUUCUCCUGGAAAAUCUUUAGUUGGGAUUUUGUGUCACAUUUUAUCAUGCUUCCCUGACUAUGAGCACACUUUUAACAUGGUUUUCCUAUGCUCUGCUGCAAUGUGCUGCUUUCCCCUGUAUGCUACAGUAAACAAUCUUAUUAAAGGAAUGCUAACGUGUGACUGAAGCUAAGGUAAUGCAAUCUUCUGGUCAUGGCUUGGUGCCAGUCAGAAGACAAGCAAGAGUGACUCUGCUGGAUGACAAGACAGAGACAGGAGAUGCUGUCAAGCUGCAAUACUGAGAUUCACCUGCCAGCUCUGUCUGGGCUAGUGCAGGCCAAUAUCCAUUUUGUAAUCCAUCUUGAAGCUAAGCAGGUGUAAGCCUGGUCAGUACCUGGAUAGGAGACCUCCUGGGAAAAACUAAGGUUGCUGCUGGA